Molecule: messenger RNA, 1506 nt
Organism: Castor canadensis (American beaver)
Lineage: Eukaryota; Metazoa; Chordata; Mammalia; Rodentia; Castoridae
Source: RefSeq, a predicted model, not a curated record
AUGAAGGCCCCACCCACCCUCCUGCAGCUGGCAGGGCAGAGCCUGCUGAGGAACGAGGCCCUGGCCAUCUCUGUUCUGGAGACACUGCCCAUGCAGCUCUUCCCUCCUCUCUUCAUGGCGGCCUUCUCUGGGAGACACACUAAGAUUAUGAAGUCCAUGGUGCAGGCCUGGCCCUUCCCCUGCCUCCCCCUGGGGGCCCUGGUGAAGACACAAGAACUGGAGAUCUUACAGGUUGCCUUGGAUGGGGUUGACAUGCUGCUUGGCCAGCAGGUUCGCCCCAGGUGGAAACUGCAGGUAAUGGACCUGUGGUCUGUGCACCAGAACUUCUGGAACAUGUUGUCUGAAGCCAUGGCUGGGGGCUGGGCAACACAGGCUAAGAGCAGGAACCUAGUAGUGGAUGUACCUCCAAGGACAGGGGUGAAGCAGCCCUUCAGGCUGAUAGUUGACCUUAACCUUGAUCUCUGUGACAUGAAUGAAUUCCAAACGUACCUGUUUGAGUGGGUCCAGCAGAGGAAAAGUUCAAUACAGCUGUGCUGUAGGAAGAUGAAGAUUUGGGAACUGAGCACCUACAGCUCCAGGGUAUGGUCCAUCCACAGGGUCAUGUCCCUGUUAGAGCCAGACUGGAUGGAGGAGGUGGAAAUGAAUUGUCCCUUGACCCUGUACACCCUGGCCUUGCUUGCUCAUUAUCUGGGCCAGAUGAGAAACCUGCGCAAACUUCAAAUCUUUGUCCUGGCAUGCAUUUCUCCAGAACAGAAUGAUCAGUUUGUCGCCACCUUCGCUUCUCAGUUGGGAAAACUCAGCCGCCUUGAAGAGCUCAGUAUGAGCAUGGCCUAUUUCCUCCACAGCCACCUGCAUCAGGUGCUCAGGUGUCUGAAGACCCCCUUGGAGUCACUAUCAAUAACUUAUUGCCAGCUUGCAGAAUCAGACUUGAAACAUCUGACCCAAUGCCAGAGCAUCAACCAGCUCAGACACCUGAGUCUGAGAGGAGUCCCACUGACAUAUGUGCAUCCUGAGCUCCUCCAAGUCCUGCUAGAGAAAGUCACAGAAACCCUGAAGACCCUGGAUUUGAAGGACUGUGAGAUCAGAGACCCCCAGCUCACUGCCAUUCUGCCCGCCCUGAGCCACUGCUCCCAGCUCAGCAGGAUCAACUUAUUUGGGAACUCUAUUUCCAUGAGUGUCCUGAAAGACCUGCUGCACCACACUGCCAGGCUGAGCCAGUUGAUCCAGGAGCUGUACCCUGCCCCUCUGGAGAGCUAUGAAAGGCUGGCGGCUGUGGGCACAUGGAGAUUUACCCAAGACUGUGCUGAGCUCAUGGAUAUACUGAGGGCCUCAAGGAAGCCCAAGAUGGUGCUGUUGAGUACUAAGCACUGCCCUCAAUGUGGCAACCGAUGCAUCUAUAACAUGGUAGACUGUGGCUUCCCCUUUGCUGUGCAGAUGCUCUUCCACAUCAGCCACACGCCCAUGAACCCAAUUGUGCCCCCACUGUCCACCCUUGAUGCCUGCUAA